AGCCAAGCCCCAGCCGGAGCCGGAGCGCAGGGCCGCCGCCGGGCAGGAGCUGGUGACGCAGGAAAAACGCCUCGGCGGCGCGGAGAGCGGAGCGGCCGGGUGCCGGGAUCCGAAGCGCGGGCGGCGGCGGAGGCUUCGCUCUUCGUCCUUCCUCCUUCCCUCCCGCCCGUCGCAGCGCCCGGGGAGCGGGGAAGCGGAGCCGCCCCCUCAGCCGGCCGGCCGCACGCCCGGAGCGCGGGGCCUGCCAUGAGACCGUGCCGGGCAUGAGGCAGCCCCCGGCCGCGCUCCUUCGGCAGCAGCCGGCAGCGCUCCGGGCCGCGGGACGAGGGGACGCCGUGCGGGGGUUGCUCCUUCGGAGGUCAAGUAUUUUGCUGGUGUACAACAACUGUACAGAAGGGGAGUCGUGAAGGAAGAAAAGAAGGAAAUAUUCUAAUUAAAAUAUUCAAGGGAUUCCUAGGCCUAGCUGUUUGUGUGCUUUCUGUACGACUGGAUUUAUACUCAAAGCUCCACAGUUACAUUCGUAUCGUUGGACGUUGCUAUCAGCACAGAGACUCUCUGAAGUCACAGGCUCGGGGCCAGCACAAGGCCCACUUUUGCUGACCUACUUGCAGAACGGGGGCCUGUAUUUUUUGGAAAGCUGUUGAAUUGGGUAUUAAGUACACUGUUGCAACACUCGUUAUGACAGACAGGUGAUGUGUGUUUUCCAGCAGGUUUCUCAAAUGCCCAGCAGAUGGAUGUUAAAGCUGUUAUGGGGCUUAGCGAUGGGUUUCUGGAGAACCGGCCUGUACUGAUGAUAGAAUUCAAAUGGUGUCUCUACUGAGGAAUAUUAAGUGUGGCUGAAAUCUCUAGGCAGCUAACUUUGUUCUUGAUCUCUUACGGUUCUGCUUUGAGACAUUGGUUGGACUCCCCACCAUAAAUGUUCCUGAGCAAGUAACCCUUUUGUUUCAACAAAAUCUCAGUCAUGUCAAUUUUUGUUGUUUUGGUUUUGUUUUGUUUUUUUAAUGUAAUGGUUUUGAUUCUGAGUUGAAGUAACAUUUACUCCCUCAACCAACAGAGUACACCGGUGAAUUUCAGGAAUUUGGGGGAAGAAUGUAGAGUGCGUGCAUUGACUGCACUGUUGCAAUCCCCUGGACUACAGUGAUGCUUAACAAUAGAUUUGAACAACAAAAAACCCAUAAACAUAAUCAUAAAGCUGCAGUGUAAGAAACUCAUGCAUCAGCAUGAUUUUUUUUUUUUGAGGGGAAAUACAGCUAAAAAUAAACAAGCAAGGCUGUAUCAUAGUAACUUUCCCUCCCUUCAGUAUCUUCUGUACUUCUCUGCUUGCGUUUUUGUGUAGAUUUUCUUAAUGAUACUUCUUCUGGGGAGCUUCUGUCUUAGUCUUUCCAGGGUGCUGUUUCAUGCCCUGCUGAAUUUGCCCUUGUGAUGAUACUUCUGCCCAUUGAAUUAAUUGACAGGAAGACUACAUCUGGAGGUGGUAAUCGAUAAGGACAGUGGUAGCAAAGCUGUUUACUGUUUUUCUAUCUGUAGCACACAAUCACUCUAAUAUAAAUGUUUUCUCUUUCACGUUGUGAUGCAUUUACAUUCAGAGUAGUUGCAUUGGUUUACUUCUGUAUUCUAAAUGCACACCUCUAGCUUUAUCUGUUUUACUUUGUAUGCUGGAAUUUUUGCAAAUGAGAGUCAGAACAAACCAAAAUAGUGAAUGAGUACCUAGGUGUGUAAGAAAAUAAAGGUACCUGUAGUGCCUUUGUUCCAAAGCAUCUUAAAUUUGAAAUAGAAACUAGUGUAGGACUUUCCAAUAUGAAUGAAGUUAUGUAAGGAGGACUUCAGUUACUUGUUUGUGUGAACGAUUUAUUUUAAAUGGUGAUGAAGUUGUGUUUCUUUCAGCUGUGCAUUGGUAAUAUUGAUUACUUACUGAAGUUCCAUUGGAAAUAUUUCUGCUCUUCCCUCUCUGGUUUAGAAAUUUGUUCUGAACUUAUUUCAGGUAUUUGAAAUAAGUACUGCUGUGUUAGGCAGUGCUUUGUCUAUCGCUAGUGCUAUUAUUCCUUUUCAGAGAUGCUAUUCUGUACAUCCUAAUAGAUGCAACAACUAUGGGCAUAUUUUGAUAACAUGCUGAGCAGGUUAGCCUCAUCUGUAAAUGACUACAGUUGUGCAUUACUGGUUUUGUUUUUUUCCUUGAAGCACCAUUAAAACAAAGCAUAAUAAACCCCCACCAUCCCCUAACACACACUAUUAUCUGCAUAUAAUAGAUAUAUAAUAUAUAUAAUUUCCUUGUAAGCAUGAACAUCGCUUAUCAAACCAGCAGUCUUGCUUACCCGGAGUUUGCCAUAAACCUGUGCUCAGUGUUCAUCUCAGGAUACAAAAGACUUUGCUGGGCUUGGGAAGCUGUGUGUGAAGGCUUUUGAGUCCUUCAGGAAAUGAUUUCCUAGAUGCUUGCACUAGUAUUAAUUAGGACACGUGGACAUUGUGUUGUUCAGGAAUCCACGUUUUUCUUAACGUUGUGGAUGUACCUCUUGAAACUUCUCCGUAGGUGCAUCCAGCUUCAUUAUCCGUAUCAGCCUCAUUUAGAAACAGAACGUAAAGCUAUACAUCAGGAUAUAUCCCUAUCUUCUGUUGUAGUUGCUUGCCUUUAGCAAAACUAGCGGUGCUGUGUAUGUUGCUAUAGAAUUCCCUUAUUUCCUGCAUAUUUGCAAUAAAUGCCGUUUCCCCCCCUUUCCAACUAACUAACCUUUGUUAGGUACGCUUUCAUCCUGACACAAACUAAUGAAAAAAGAUAGAAAAAUUAAAUUACACUGUUGUGCCUGCCAUCCGUCACCAGUGGGGAGCAUUCAUCACACUCUUCAUUCUGCUCUUCUUUUGAACGCUUAACAGGUGGUUCUUCUGCAACACUCAGUAGAGGCCAAUGUCUUUUGGUCAGUGGGGUAGCCGGGUAGUUGGUUAUGUUUAGAGCAGUUUGGUCAACCUUGGCGUUGUGGAAUGGGAGUUAAAAGAAAUGUUUUGGGAUUUGUUUUGGUUUUGUUUUUUCUCCCAGAGUGUCAAGAGAUGAGAAGAACAUCUUUGUGAGCGUAUGCUUGCCUGCAACAAGACUCACAGUUUUGUACAAAUGACCUGGAAAGUUUGAGCACUAUGAAUUCACGCUUUAUAAAAAUGCAGCAGCUUCUUUCAUGUAUUAAAUCUAGUUUUUGUUCUCUUAUUACUGGAGAGCCAUCUGAAAGUUCUUACGCUGUUAUAAUGAUUUACAGUUUCAUAAUGAGUUGAGCUAUUUUCUUAAAAACAGUUUGGUUGUAUCGACUGUCUUGUAACAAAGUUGUGCUGUGCUCAGGGCUGUAGCAUGACUUGGGAAUGUGGUUAGCAAAGAUUCCUUCUGCGCUUCCUGACAAAACCAUGUUUUGACUUGGUUCUUCUUGUUCACAGUCUUGAAUACAGAUAGUGGCUGGAACCCUACAGUGGUGAUGGUGACUUUGCUUCCUCAAAGCAUGUUGUUGCAUUUCCUAGGCAUUCCAGUGUUGCUUCAGAGCCCUGUGUGUUGAACACUCUCUGUGCAAGGCAUCUGGCUUGGAAAAUUGAUAAAAACAUAACUACUAGUGAGAUAUGGGCAAGCCCUUGAUAGCUUUACCUACAGUAGGUGAGAGGAGAAAUGUAAAUGUAAUCUUAAAGCGGACAUUUGUGAAUUAGUGUAAAACAUUUUCUUUCACUCCUUCCUGCUUUUUUUUUUUCUCUUCUCUGUUUGGGAAGCUUACCAGCACAGACAGUUCCUUCUGCAUUUUCUGUUCUGAACUUUCUGGUAUUUUCUUUCUAUGUGAACACAUUCGUCUCGUCUGAUUUGAGAGUUGAAGGCAGCCUGCUAGUUAGCAAAGCUCUUUGGUUGCCAGCUGCUGAUGUGUUUCCAAAUAAAAUUUGGAAAAAUAAAAAUUAGAAUGCCAGGAAUAAUGAUUUAAAAGUAUGAAACAGUGCAGGUAUCUUGCUGCUCUGUGGUUUUCUUAAGACAUAAGUUGCUAUUAAUUGUGAGACUUAUUAAGGUCUUCUGCUUAACUUUGUUACUACACCCCUAAAAGAGUUCCUGAAAUCCCUUUUGAUUUAAAAUGCAGUCAUGUUUUGAAUGCUGUUAUUUUCAACUUCUUUUCAUGAAGUUAAAAUGUAGACUGCUUUAGCAGUGAUACAUUGAUACCAGGAAUGUUACUGUGGGAUACUUUUAUUUGUAGCAUCCUCGAUCUGUUUACAAAACAGUAUGUAAUCCCAUUUUGUAAUUUAGUUUUCCUGAGGCAUGAAAGUGCCAACACAGAAAUGUCACUUCCUUACAUGUUUAAUUAAUUUAUUUCUUUUCUGCUAAGCUUAACCUUCCUGGACAUUUAGCAAAUAAUACUGCCUGGCAGUGAGCAUUUAGCCGUGCAUUUACUCAUAGUGGGGGAAUUCCACAUUGCAUCAUUUCAUAAAGAUGUCCAUCUGUGAGCAGAGAGUUCUCAAAGAACUCUUUUUCCAGACUUUUUUUAAAGCCGAGACCCAUGAAUAUGUUGAAGGCAAGGCACAAACAUGCAGCUCUGUAGUGCUGACUCGUAUCUUCUCCUCCUCUGCUACAAACCAUAGAAGAUUUCCUAGAUAUAAAAUCUGCUAUAAAUGAUAAAAGUUCUGUGUUGUUUGUUUUUCUUUUUAAACAGAAGCAUUGUUCAGAUGAACGCUUCAAGGUAAUGAAAAAUUCCUAGAGGGUAUUUCGCGGCUUUUUAUUGAGCUUCCAUAUAAAAUAACUAAAAUGUAAACAGUAGAAAAAUUUCCCAGGAAGAGGCUUUCUUUUAGUCUAGAAACAGCUAAAUGACAACAUGAAAUGAUACAGAAAUGCGCGUUAUGGAUUCAAUAGGUCUCAAUCCUUGAGACACUUAAAUGCUCCUUGACUUUUUGCCUUUUAGCGGGAGUAGAUAUGGGAAGAGACAAAGGUGUUACUGUGGGAUAGGGUGGUCUUAGUUCUAGCACUCUGAAAUGGAAAAGACUGCUAAAUGUGUCUCUCAGCGAGCAGGCCAGGGGUGCAAGCCAAGUAGGAUCUCUCUGUUACCAGACUGGCUUUCUUAGUUGGAAGGGAAUGUCUUCACUAGCGCUGUGGUGUAGGAGAGUGACAGCACGUUUGUGUUGGCUGGGGGUGGAACUCCACGUUUUGGUCACGUUUUGUCAGAAGUGGACACUGACAGUGAGGGGAGUAUAUCUUUGUUCGUCUAACUUAAUAUGAGAAUGAACAUCCUUGUCAAAGUACGCUAGCAUCUCAGUGAAUGAGCCUUUGAUGUUUUGGUGUUUAAUUUUUUCUUCUGUGAAGCAACAAGGUAAUUCAGUGUGUUUUAUAAUAAGGUUCAACACAAAUCUGUGGAUUUGAACCUUCAGUAAGGAAAGGGGAUCUGCAUGCUCUAUUUUAAGGUGAAUAGGGGAUGAGAGACAACAAUUUUAAUCAGCAAAAAGCUUAAACUGUAGUUUGCUAGAAGACAUUGUACAUGUCUUAUCUUUGAAAUAGAAUGUUAAUUGGUUAUUGAUUUCAGACCUUUUUGUGCAUUUUCCUGAAUCCUUCAGCAAUGAUUAUUUCCAGGUUUUUUUUACAAACAGUGACACGAACUCUGAGGAGCUUGGAGGUGAAAACUCCAGUGUUGUGUUCUACUGCAGGCUCCAGUUUUGGACAGCCCUCCAUGUGCCUUGCCCUGUCUUCUAGUCAGUGCUUCAUUAAUCACAAUGAGACCUCAAAACCCCAAGUAUUCUUUCUUGCUGCUUUUGUGCACACAUGCAUAUACGAUGAGAUGUUUUCAAGGAGAUGCACAGACUUUUUUUCUUCUCUCCAGGUUAUGCAAUGGUCUCUGCAGGAUGGCAUGUUCUUGAGUUGGAGCUUUUUAAAGCAAGCAUAUGCUGGUACUUCAACUUUACUAAGUGGACUAUAAUUUCUUCUCUCACAACAACUACUUAAGCAGACAAAAUUGCAAAGAUCUGCCCUGUGUCGAGUAUGACAGCCACAACUCGUGGCUCUCCGGUAGGAGGCAAUGAUAGCCAGGGCCAGGCUCCUGAUGGACAGUCCCAGCCUCCCCUCCAGCAGAAUCAGACAUCUUCACCUGAUUCUUCAAAUGAGAACUCUCCAGCUACCCCGCCUGAUGAGCAGGGCCAAGGAGAUGCUCCACCUCAGCUUGAAGAUGAGGAGCCUGCAUUUCCACACACAGACCUGGCAAAGUUGGAUGACAUGAUCAACAGGCCUCGAUGGGUUGUUCCUGUGUUGCCGAAGGGGGAAUUAGAAGUUCUUCUAGAAGCUGCUAUUGAUCUGAGUAAAAAAGGCCUUGAUGUCAAAAGCGAAGCAUGCCAGCGAUUUUUUCGAGAUGGGUUGACAAUAUCUUUCACAAAAAUCCUUACUGAUGAGGCAGUGAGCGGCUGGAAGUUUGAAAUCCAUAGAUGUAUUAUUAACAACACUCAUCGACUAGUAGAACUCUGUGUGGCCAAGCUGUCCCAGGAUUGGUUUCCCCUUCUUGAACUUCUUGCCAUGGCCUUAAAUCCUCACUGCAAAUUCCAUCUAUACAAUGGUACACGUCCCUCUGAAACAGUUCCUGCAGGAGUCCAGCUCGCUGAAGAUGAACUUUAUGCACGUCCUCCUGACCCACGCUCACCAAAAGGUUGGCUAGUAGAUCUCAUCAACAAGUUUGGCACAUUAAAUGGAUUCCAGAUCUUGCAUGAUCGCUUCAUGAGUGGAUCAGCAUUGAAUGUUCAGAUAAUUGCAGCUCUCAUCAAGCCAUUUGGACAAUGUUACGAAUUUCUAACAUUGCAUACAGUGAAGAAAUAUUUCCUUCCAAUUAUAGAAAUGGUUCCACAAUUUUUAGAAAAUCUAACAGAUGAUGAACUGAAAAAAGAGGCAAAGAAUGAAGCCAAAAAUGAUGCUCUAUCAAUGAUAAUCAAAUCUCUAAAGAACUUAGCUUCAAGAGUUCCAGGACAAGAAGAAACUGUAAAAAACUUAGAAAUAUUUAGGUUAAAAAUGAUUCUUAGGUUGUUACAAAUUUCUUCUUUCAAUGGUAAAAUGAAUGCACUAAAUGAAGUUAACAAAGUAAUAUCCAGUGUAUCAUAUUAUACCCACCGGCAUGGUAAUCCUGAAGAGGAAGAAUGGCUUACAGCUGAAAGAAUGGCAGAAUGGAUCCAGCAGAAUAAUAUUUUAUCAAUUGUGUUGAGAGAUAGUCUUCAUCAACCUCAAUAUGUAGAGAAGUUAGAGAAGAUUCUUCGUUUUGUCAUCAAAGAAAAAGCCCUCACCUUGCAGGAUCUUGACAACAUUUGGGCUGCACAGGCAGGAAAACAUGAAGCCAUUGUAAAGAAUGUACACGACCUCCUUGCAAAAUUAGCUUGGGAUUUCUCUCCUGAACAGCUUGAUCACUUGUUCGAUUGUUUUAAGGCAAGUUGGACAAAUGCAAGCAAAAAACAGCGUGAGAAGCUACUUGAGCUAAUCCGUCGUCUUGCAGAAGAUGACAAGGAUGGUGUGAUGGCACACAAAGUGCUGAACCUUUUGUGGAAUCUGGCUCACAGUGAUGAUGUACCAGUUGAUAUCAUGGACCAGGCUCUUAGUGCCCAUAUUAAAAUCUUAGAUUACAGCUGUUCACAGGAUCGAGAUACACAAAAGAUCCAGUGGAUAGAUCGUUUUAUAGAAGAGCUUCGCACAAAUGACAAAUGGGUCAUUCCUGCACUGAAACAAAUUAGAGAAAUUUGCAGUUUGUUUGGUGAAGCACCACAAAACUUGAGUCAAACACAGCGAAGUCCCCAUGUGUUUUACCGACAUGACUUAAUCAAUCAACUUCAGCACAAUCAUGCCCUAGUGACAUUGGUUGCAGAAAAUCUGUCUGCCUAUAUGGAAAGCAUGAGGCAGUAUGCUAAAGAGCAUGGUGAAUAUGAUCCACAAACCGUAAGACCAGGAAGCAGAUACAGUCAUGUGCAAGAAGUACAGGAGCGACUUAAUUUCUUAAGAUUUUUAUUGAAGGAUGGUCAGCUGUGGCUCUGUGCCCCUCAGGCGAAGCAAAUAUGGAAGUGUUUAGCUGAAAAUGCUGUUUAUCUUUGUGAUCGCGAAGCCUGUUUUAAAUGGUAUUCCAAACUAAUGGGGGAUGAACCAGACUUAGACCCUGACAUUAAUAAGGACUUCUUUGAAAAUAAUGUGCUUCAGCUGGAUCCUUCCCUAUUAACAGAAAAUGGAAUGAAAUGUUUUGAACGUUUCUUCAAAGCUGUGAACUGUCGAGAAGGAAAGCUAGUAGCAAAGAGACGAGCCUAUAUGAUGGAUGAUCUGGAAUUAAUAGGAUUAGACUACCUUUGGAGGGUUGUGAUUCAGGGAAACGAUGACAUCGCAAAUAGAGCAAUUGAUCUUCUCAAAGAGAUCUAUACUAACCUUGGUCCAAGGUUACAAGUUAAUCAGGUAGUGAUUCAUGAAGACUUCAUUCAGUCCUGUUUUGAUCGUCUCAAAGCCUCCUAUGAUACAUUAUGUGUGUUGGACGGAGAUAAAGAUAGUAUUAAUUGUGCAAGACAAGAAGCAAUACGAAUGGUGAGAGUGUUGACUGUUUUAAGAGAAUAUAUAAAUGAAUGUGACAGUGACUACCAUGAAGAAAGAACUAUUCUACCUAUGUCAAGAGCUUUCCGUGGAAAACAUAUCACACUGGUAGUUCGUUUUCCAAACCAAGGCCGACAGGUGGAAGAUUUGGAUAUUUGGUCUCACACCAAUGACACGAUUGGCCAAGUGCGGCGUUGUAUUCUCAAUCGUAUUAAAGCCAACAGUGCGCACACAAAAGUAGAACUGUUCAUUGGUGGUGAGCUGGUGGAUCCUGCAGAUGAUAGAAAAUUAAUUGGACAAUUGAAUCUCAAAGAUAAAACGCUAAUUACAGCUAAACUUACACAGAUAAAUUCUAAUAUGCCCUCAAGUCCUGAUAGUUCUUCUGACUCUUCAACCGGCUCUCCCGGCAACCACGGCAAUCACUACAGCGAUGGUCCAAACCCAGAAGUUGAAAGCUGUUUGCCUGGAGUGAUCAUGUCACUGCAUCCUCGAUACAUUUCUUUUCUUUGGCAAGUUGCAGACUUGGGCAGUAGCCUAAAUAUGCCACCUCUAAGAGAUGGAGCACGUGUUCUUAUGAAGCUCAUGCCACCAGAUAACACUACGGUUGAGAAACUAAGAGCUAUUUGUUUAGAUCACGCAAAACUUGGGGAAAGCAGCCUUAGUCCAUCCCUUGACUCUCUAUUUUUUGGUCCCUCUGCCUCACAAGUGCUAUAUCUAACAGAGGUAGUUUAUGCCUUGUUAAUGCCUGCCAGUGCACCUCUGGGAGAAGAUGCCAGUGACUUCCAGUACAACUUCCUAAAAAGUGGUGGUUUGCCUCUUGUAUUGAGCAUGCUGACUCGAAAUAACUUUCUGCCAAAUGCAGAUAUGGAAACUCGAAGGGGUGCCUACCUUAAUGCUCUAAAAAUAGCCAAGUUAUUGCUAACAGCAAUUGGAUAUGGCCACGUUCGAGCUGUGGCAGAAGCUUGUCAACCAGUUGUGGAAGGCACAAGUACAGUGUCACCGAUAAACCAAGCUACACACGACCAGGCAGUGGUGCUACAAAAUGCCCUACAAAACAUUCCUAAUCCAACUUCAGAAUGCAUGCUAAGAAAUGUAGCAAUACGUCUUGCACAGCAAAUAUCUGAUGAGGCUUCAAAAUAUAUACCUGAUAUCUGUGUUAUUAGGGCAGUGCAAAAAAUUGUCUGGGCGUCUGGUUGUGGGUCAGUUCAACUUGUGUUCAGCUCUAAUGAGGAAAUCAGUAAAAUCUAUGAAAAGACAAACGCAGGAAAUGAACCAGACAUGGAAGAUGAACAAGUUUGCUGUGAAGCAUUGGAGGUGAUGACCCUAUGUUUUGCUUUGAUUCCAACAGCACUGGAUGCGCUAAGUAAAGAAAAAGCAUGGCAGACGUUUAUCAUUGAUUUGCUAUUGCACUGUCACAGCAAAAUUGUUCGUCAGAUGGCACAGGAGCAGUUCUUUUUAAUGGCUACCAGGUGUUGCAUGGGACAGAGACCUCUCCUUUUCUUCAUUACUCUGCUGUUUACAGUUCUGGGGAGUACUGCCAGAGAGAGAGCUAAGCAUUCGGGAGACUACUUCACUCUCUUAAGACAUCUUCUUAACUAUGCUUACAACAGUAAUAUUAAUGUGCCCAAUGCUGAAGUUCUUCUCAAUAAUGAAAUUGACUGGCUGAAAAGGAUCAGGGAUGAAGUAAAAAGGACAGGGGAAACAGGUGUUGAAGAAACCAUCUUAGAGGGUCACCUUGGAGUAACGAAAGAGUUGUUAGCAUUCCAGACACCUGAGAAGAAAUACCAUAUUGGUUGUGAAAAAGGAGGUGCUAAUCUCAUUAAAGAAUUGAUAGAUGAUUUCAUCUUUCCAGCAUCCAAUGUUUAUUUACAAUACAUGAGAAAUGGAGAAUUGCCUGCUGAGCAGGCCAUACCAGUCUGUAGUUCACCAGCAACUAUUAAUGCUGGCUUUGAGCUACUAGUUGCACUAGCAGUUGGAUGUGUCCGAAAUCUCAAACAGAUAGUAGACACCUUGACUGAGAUGUAUUACAUAGGUACAGCAAUCACUACUUGUGAAGCGCUUACAGAAUGGGAAUAUCUACCACCUGUUGGGCCUCGACCACCAAAGGGAUUUGUAGGAUUAAAAAAUGCUGGUGCCACUUGUUACAUGAAUUCUGUUAUUCAGCAGCUUUACAUGAUUCCAGCCAUCAGGAAUGGAAUUCUUGCAAUUGAAGGCACAGGCAGUGAUGUAGAUGAUGAUAUGUCUGGGGAUGAAAAGCAGGACAAUGAGAGCAAUGUUGACCCACGAGAUGAUGUGUUUGGCUACCCACAUCAGUAUGAAGACAAACCAGCACUGAGUAAAACAGAAGACAGGAAAGAGUACAAUAUUGGAGUCCUGAGGCAUCUCCAAGUAAUUUUUGGUCAUUUAGCGGCUUCCAGGCUACAAUACUAUGUACCAAGAGGGUUUUGGAAACAAUUCAGACUUUGGGGUGAACCUGUAAAUCUGCGUGAACAACAUGAUGCUUUAGAAUUCUUUAACUCCUUGGUGGAUAGUUUAGAUGAAGCUUUGAAAGCUUUGGGCCAUCCAGCAAUGUUAAGUAAAGUUUUAGGAGGAUCCUUUGCUGAUCAGAAGAUUUGUCAAGGAUGCCCUCAUAGGUACGAAUGUGAGGAAUCCUUCACAACUCUGAAUGUAGAUAUAAGAAAUCACCAAAACCUUCUUGAUUCGCUGGAACAGUAUGUCAAGGGAGAUUUAUUGGAAGGUGCAAAUGCAUAUCAUUGUGAAAAAUGCAACAAAAAGGUUGAUACAGUGAAACGUUUGUUGAUUAAGAAGUUGCCUCCAGUUCUUGCCAUCCAGUUGAAGCGAUUUGAUUAUGACUGGGAACGGGAAUGUGCAAUCAAGUUCAACGACUAUUUUGAAUUUCCAAGAGAGCUGGACAUGGAGCCUUACACAGUAGCAGGUGUAGCUAAAUUGGAAGGAGAUGAUGUAAAUCCUGAAAAUCAAAUAAUACAAAAUGAACAGUCAGAAAAUGAACAUUCUGGGAGCACAAAAUACAGGCUUGUUGGUGUGCUUGUACAUAGUGGCCAGGCCAGUGGCGGACAUUAUUACUCUUAUAUUAUCCAGAGGAAUGGUGGAGAUGGUGAGAAAAAUCGAUGGUAUAAAUUUGAUGACGGAGAUGUGACAGAGUGUAAAAUGGAUGAUGAUGAAGAAAUGAAAAAUCAGUGUUUUGGUGGAGAGUACAUGGGAGAAGUAUUUGAUCAUAUGAUGAAACGUAUGUCCUACAGACGCCAGAAGAGGUGGUGGAACGCUUAUAUUCUUUUUUAUGAACGUAUGGACACAAUAGACAAAGACAGUGAACUAACAAAAUACAUUUCGGAACUUGCUAUCACCACUAAACCACAUCAAAUUAAAAUGCCGUCAGCCAUCGAACGAAGUGUACGGAAACAGAACGUGCAGUUCAUGCAUAAUCGUAUGCAGUACAGCCUGGAAUAUUUCCAGUUUAUAAAGAAGUUGCUUACUUGUAAUAGUGUCUACUUAAAUCCUCCUCCAGGACAAGAUCAUCUGUUGCCGGAAGCAGAAGAAAUAACUAUGAUUAGCAUUCAGCUUGCUGCUAGAUUUCUCUUCACCACAGGAUUUCAUACAAAGAAAAUAGUCCGUGGCCCAGCUAGUGAUUGGUAUGAUGCGUUAUGCAUUCUUCUCCGUCACAGCAAGAAUGUACGCUUUUGGUUUGCACACAAUGUCCUUUUUAAUGUUUCAAACCGCUUCUCUGAGUACCUUUUGGAAUGCCCCAGUGCUGAAGUGAGGGGUGCAUUUGCAAAACUUAUCGUAUUUAUUGCACAUUUUUCGUUGCAAGAUGGACCAUGUCCUUCACCUUUUGCCUCUCCUGGACCUUCCAGUCAGGCUUAUGAUAACUUAAGUUUAAGCGAUCACUUACUGAGAGCGGUACUAAAUCUUCUUCGAAGGGAAGUAUCUGAACAUGGGCGUCAUUUGCAGCAGUAUUUCAAUCUGUUUGUGAUGUAUGCCAAUCUAGGUGUAGCAGAGAAGACACAACUGCUGAAACUAAAUGUUCCUGCAACCUUCAUGCUUGUGGCUCUGGAUGAGGGUCCAGGCCCUCCCAUUAAGUACCAGUAUGCUGAACUGGGGAAGCUGUACACUGUUGUGUCACAACUGAUCCGUUGUUGCAAUGUGUCAUCGCGGAUGCAGUCUUCUAUCAAUGGUAAUCCUCCACUUGCCAACCCCUAUGGUGAUCCUAAUUUAUCUCAACCUAUAAUGGCGCUUCAGCAGAACGUAGCAGACAUUCUGUUUGUGAGAACCAGUUAUGUGAAGAAAAUUAUUGAAGAUUGCAGCAAUUCUGAAGAGACCAUCAAAUUGCUUCGUUUCUGCUGUUGGGAGAAUCCUCAGUUCUCUUCCACUGUCCUAAGUGAACUUCUCUGGCAGGUUGCGUAUUCAUACACAUACGAGCUUCGACCUUACUUGGAUCUGCUUCUGCAAAUCCUAUUAAUAGAGGAUUCUUGGCAAACUCACAGGAUUCACAAUGCACUUAAGGGAAUCCCAGAUGACAGGGAUGGACUAUUUGACACCAUUCAACGCUCCAAGAACCAUUAUCAGAAAAGAGCUUACCAGUGUAUAAAAUGCAUGGUAGCCCUCUUCAGCAACUGCCCUGUAGCCUACCAGAUCCUUCAGAGUAAUGGAGAUUUGAAGAGAAAAUGGACCUGGGCAGUAGAAUGGCUUGGAGAUGAGCUUGAGCGUAGACCGUACACUGGCAAUCCCCAAUACACCUAUAAUAAUUGGUCUCCACCGAUACAAAGCAAUGAAACAUCAAAUGGCUACUUCCUAGAGAGAUCACACAGUGCUAGAAUGACUCUUGCAAAAGCUUGUGAACUCUGCCCAGAGGAGGAACCGGAUGAUCCUGAUGCUCCAGAUGAACAUGAGUCUUCUCCACCUGAAGAUGCACCACUGUAUCCCCAUUCACCUGGUUCCCAGUAUCAACAGAAUAACCAUGUGCAUGGACAGCCAUAUACAGGCCCGGCAGCACAUCAUAUGAACAACCCUCAGCGAACUGGCCAACGAGCACAAGAAAAUUAUGAAGGCAGUGAAGAAGUUUCCCCGCCUCAGACAAAAGAUUAGUGAAAUGCACAUAAUCAAUUAACUUGCUCCAUCAAGACUGUGCACCCAGGCCUUACAGUCCAACCUUUCUCUGUGUCUGGCUAAUAUUUAAAACUAGAAAAACUAUUCCUAAUCAACAUGGAGUGGAGAGUCUAUUCACUGUCUUAUCUGCAGAAAAUUGCUGUCAAUAUAUAACCCGCCUGCAGUGGAAAGUGUAUAGUGUUUUGUAAUAAAUGGCCUGAUGCUAAUGUGUAAAUGGCAAAGGUGUAUAUAGUAUAUUAAUGUUUGACUGUUAAUUCUUAAGCGAGAAACAUUUUUUUUGUCUUGAUGAGACUCACAGAUCUACAAAAACAAAAAAUAAUUUCUUGAUAUAUCUGCUGCGCUCUGCGACCAGUGUUGCCUGCCUCACGGCAGUUGGAUCAACUCCUUUAUGAAAAAGCCUAUCCAUGUCAACCACAAAAAUAGUUUCAUGUUAAUUCUUUGCCACUGGAGUCGAUUUUACUAUGAGCAACGUAAUGGCUGGUAACCUUUUAAUUAUUUGGUUGAUGUGGAAAAUUGGUGAUGUAACAUUGUUUCUAGAUCUUUUUUCAUUGCCUUUUUCAUUCUGGUAUUAGGUUAAUCACUUUGAAGCUAUAGUUAUGCUGUAACAUUUAGCAUGGCUUCACACCAAGUUAGUGUAGCCAACGAGGGGGGAAAAAAGUGACAGCAGUUGUCCCAAUGUGACAACUGUAUCGCUCGGAACUUUUUCUUCUUACACCUAGACUAUAAAACGGGGAGGGAAAAUGUGACAAACAAACAAGUGGUUUUCAGUUUCACAUAUGUUCCUCACAUCUGAUGUUUGACAGUUCUGUCUCUGGGUGGGAUAAAGGACACUUAGUUUUCAGUAAUAGGAAUUUAAAAGAUUUAAAACAAAUAUGCAAAAAUUUGCUAUGCCAGGAUGCCUGGAGCAUAAUAGACUGUAUUUGGUGUGCUUGUUUUGUUUCUUUGGUAGAGCUUAUUAGAUAAACUUCUAACACUUUCCUUCUACUGCAUCCCAGUGAAGUGGAAGUCAACAAAAUCACACAGUACUUGUGAGUGCCACUGCACCAAGUUAACUUGCUGGUUUUCUGCUCGUUCACAGUUCUACUUGAAAGCGAGAAUCGUCUUAGCUCUUUAUCCAUAUGCAGGAGAUCUUAACAUUAGAAGCAGGGUUUAAUGAGAAGAGAAACUACUGGUUAGUCAAAUACAAUUCUGAGGUAUCUCUAUUCCAGAAUAAACAUUUGUUUAAAGACUUCGAGAAAAGCAUCAGUAAAUACUGUAUUUAAAUGAAAAUUGGUAACUUGAAUGUGUGUAAUUUUUUGGAACCUGUCUAAAAACCAAAUACCCCUGCAAAACAGAUACAGCCCACCCUAUACUAUUUAAAUAUUUUGCUGUUUUAUUUUAUAGAAAUUAUUUUGCUGAAUUCACAAAUAGAAUUUGAUUUAAGAAGAA
Molecule: messenger RNA, 15073 nt
Organism: Gallus gallus (chicken)
Lineage: Eukaryota; Metazoa; Chordata; Aves; Galliformes; Phasianidae
Gene: USP9
Product: ubiquitin specific peptidase 9, Y-linked
Exons: 46
Coding region: 5966-13624 (2552 amino acids)
Biological process (GO): cell migration; protein deubiquitination
Cellular component (GO): cytosol; nucleus
Molecular function (GO): cysteine-type deubiquitinase activity; cysteine-type endopeptidase activity
Source: RefSeq, a predicted model, not a curated record